Cynara cardunculus var. scolymus (artichoke) is the source of this 777-nucleotide messenger RNA. RefSeq names its product nuclear transcription factor Y subunit B-1-like. The record is from RefSeq and is a predicted model, not a curated record. Gene Ontology annotation, cellular component: nucleus; CCAAT-binding factor complex. The coding region runs from base 142 to 639 and encodes 165 amino acids. The transcript is spliced from 7 exons. Gene Ontology annotation, biological process: regulation of transcription by RNA polymerase II. Gene Ontology annotation, molecular function: DNA-binding transcription activator activity, RNA polymerase II-specific; RNA polymerase II cis-regulatory region sequence-specific DNA binding; protein heterodimerization activity. NCBI's taxonomy places the organism in Eukaryota, Viridiplantae, Streptophyta, Magnoliopsida, Asterales, Asteraceae.
CAUCACAAAAUCAAAACCAUCUCUCUCUUUUCCAACGUCCGAUCUCCAUAUAUAACAACUCAAUCAAAUCUCUCCUUCUCUCUCUCGUUGCGCGCCAAAUACGACUCUCUCUCUCUCUCUCUACCUUUCUCUCUCUAAAGGAUGGCGGAUGGUCCUGGGAGUCCGGCCGGUGGGAGUCAAAGCGGCGGAGAGCGGAGUCCUCAGUCGAACUAUAAUAUCAGAGAACAAGAUAGGUUCCUUCCGAUCGCUAAUAUAAGUCGUAUUAUGAAGAAGGCCUUGCCUACCAAUGGGAAGAUCGCCAAGGACGCCAAAGAUACCGUUCAGGAAUGCGUUUCUGAGUUCAUUAGUUUCAUCACUAGCGAGGCUAGUGACAAGUGUCAGAAAGAGAAGAGGAAGACAAUUAACGGUGACGACUUGUUGUGGGCGAUGGCUACAUUAGGUUUCGAAGAUUACAUCGAUCCACUCAAAGCUUACCUAUCUAGGUACAGAGAGUUAGAGGGUGAUACCAAGGGAUCUGCUAGGGGUGGGGAUGGAUCUGGUAAGAAAGAUACGAUUGAAUCUCAGCUUCCCCCAAAUGCACAGUAUACUCAUCAAGGUUCUUUUACACAAGGCAUGAACUUCCUGGAUUCGCAAGUGUGAACUUUCAGGCAGGCAGGUAGGCAGGCAAAGGGUGGUGUUAAGCUAGGGAAGCAGGAGGUUGGGGUUCUUGUUUACUGAUUUAAAUUUCUGCGGUCAGUAAAUAAUGUUUAACACGACUUGUACUUUUUUUUUUCAUCU